CAGUGGGGGGUUAAGGCUUGACGUAAAUCCGCGUCACGUCGGCCGUCGACGGGCCUCUCAUUCAGUCAACCAGUGAUAAAACAGCUACACUGACGCCUCGAAAUGCAGCGCGCUUGACUUGCCGCGUUAAACCAACGUAUACCUAAUGCAUCUUUGCCUGCCACUAAUAAACCACAAAUGUCAGCCGUCACCGCACGGACAGCGGCGAUUUUAUCACAUCUUAGAAAAUGACUGAAGGUCCGUACAGACAUGAGAAGCCGAUGUGUGUGCGCAUUUGGCUGGAGGUGGGUCAUGCGUGUGAACCUCGUCGGUCUGCGGGGGGCAGAGCCCUAGCGCUCGACUGGCGGGUGUGGGUGAGGGGCGCGCGAGGAGACAUCAGCGGGUUCGUCCACAAGGUGGUGUUCAAAUUGCAUCCGCCAACUGCCUUCGUUUACCCCAAGAGAGUAAUACAAGAGCCGCCGUACGAGAUCCAAGAAUCUGGAUGCGCCUCCAUCAACAUACCGAUAAAGGUGUACCUGAAGUACAGCAGCAAACCAAAGAAAAUCUGCCUCAAAUAUAGUCUCCAUAUUGAGAACAACAACAAGGCCAACUCGGAGUCACGCUGUGUCUACUACGAUUUUGAGAAUCCGUCGGAAACGCUCUGCAGUGCAUUGAUGAAGGGCGGUGGGGAGAUCCUCGCUAGAUCUGGCAACACCUCCAACACCGGGAAACUCGUCGUUUUAUUCGACGAACGGACUAAAUCUAAAGUGAAGAGAUACAAGUUCAUUGAACCGAUACGUUGCAAACAUGCCUCUAAGACCAAAACAUCGCUUGUAGAUGAAAUUUGCCUGAAAUGCGGCAGUUCCAUCAGCUCCGAUAUAAGAAAGCAGCUGCGGACGGUCGACAUGACGGAGGAAGAAAUAAAUCGUGUGUCGCAGUUGUAUUUAGCUUAUAAUAGUUACGAGAGGUCUUUGAACUCUCUGACAUUGCCUCCAUUAUCCGACCCCAUAUAUAAAAUACCAGAACUACCAGCGUCCUUACGUAGCGCGCUAACGAGUGUCGAAGCUGACUACGCGAUGAUAUAGUGCCUUGACUGAACCGUGCCAUGAGACUGUUAUGUGUUCAACGUAGAAAAAAUAUAUUACAAUAAAUAUACUCUAUUUUACAUAUAUUUAAAUGAAUUUGUGAAUAAUUUAUAUAUUUUAGUGUCAAUUUACUUGAUAUGUGCUGUGAAUGUGAUCUCAAGGGUCAAAGCUGUAAUAUAUAGAUACCUAAGAAAUUAUACAUAAUAAAUAUAAUAUUAAGUUAUACUUAUAAUGAUGUUAAAUCGGUUUUUAUUCUUGUAGAUAGUUAUUUAGUGUUGCAACUGAUCAUAUUUUAUGAAUUCAUUGUUUAAAACAUUGCGCUUCCCGUGUCGGUUCCAUUUUUAAAAUUAUUCUCUAUUAUAUAAACGUCAGUGACAUUAAACAAAAAGUAUUUAUAUGAAGAUAGAAGAAAUAUUUUUUGUAAUGAAAAUAUACAUUAAAAUACCUUAAGGACAGGGUAUUGUGAAACUAGAAUUAAUGUUAAUUUUAAUCUAAUAAAUUGUCGUUGUGUAAGUUGUAAGUUUAUUGUUAUUAAAUGUUUGUUGUAGCGCUGUAAGCCUAUAACGAAUUAUAUAUUACAGAUAAUAAACUAAUAGUCAUAGUUGUUACAAGAGAAAACUUUUUUACAAAUAAAAUAUGACGUUAA
This is a messenger RNA of Danaus plexippus (monarch butterfly), 1710 nucleotides long. RefSeq names its product YEATS domain-containing protein 4-like. Gene Ontology annotation, biological process: regulation of DNA-templated transcription. Lineage: Eukaryota; Metazoa; Arthropoda; Insecta; Lepidoptera; Nymphalidae. Gene Ontology annotation, cellular component: super elongation complex. The record is from RefSeq and is a predicted model, not a curated record. The coding region runs from base 228 to 1064 and encodes 278 amino acids. The transcript has 4 exons.